Molecule: messenger RNA, 436 nt
Organism: Pisolithus orientalis
Lineage: Eukaryota; Fungi; Basidiomycota; Agaricomycetes; Boletales; Pisolithaceae
Exons: 5
Coding region: 4-366 (120 amino acids)
Source: RefSeq, a predicted model, not a curated record
AUCAUGGGUUCGUCGAUGUUUCGUAAGGGGGAACUACGUGAGAGAGGUGUCCAUAUUACUCUCAUGAUCCAGGCCGAUAUAGUUGCGUUUCAUGCUCCCCCCGAAACUCCUCAACUGGGUUUCUUGCAACCGUUGGUUGACACAGCUUGUCGCCAACAUUUCAAUCCUGAACUCACAGUUGGGUCCGCUACCGUCUGCUGUAGCGAUCAUCUAGCGCGGUACCGUGGAAAGCCCUUCCGUGAACAAGGAUUCCCCGCAGCUCAAGUCUCCGAACGUACAGGACCAAUGACACGCAUAACCAUUCCGGCGAUAUGGGUAGACGCGUCAUGGCAGGGGACCUCGGCGACAGACUGGCAUACGACUUGAAUCAGGUCCGCUCGAUCUGUAAGGUCCAGUUCCGAUCUCCCUGAAGGUGUGAAUAUACAGGAUCUAGAGG